GCGUGAGGAGAGCGAUACGCGAUCGUCACAGUGACAAAAGAUAACAUGCGUUAUCGCGGUGGGCACGGACUCCCGGCACAGUCCUGUCCUUUCACUCGGUCCCCGGUCUCUCCGGACAGACCGCGACGUGGUCGAGUGAGCGCAUGUAGCACGCCUGAACGAAGUGACAUCCCCGAGGAACUGCCUCCUCCCCUCCUCGUCGUCCGUCGAUCAUGAGGACGGAAGCAUCGGCGUGGACGCAGGCGAUCCCCCCCACACGCGGCAGACGAUGAGACCCUGGAUCCUCCUCUUCUCUUGGCUCUGGGGCUGGGCGGCGCUCGGUCUUCCCCCCUGCCCGAAGCCGGACCUCAUCGCACCUUGCACCUGCGAGUUCGGCGAGGCGGGGCCCGACUUCGACGCUCCGACCGAUUCACCCGUCUUCGUCGACUGCUCCGCGGCGACCGCGAGCGAGAUCUUCUCCGCCUUCAACGACGUCGCCUGGGCCUCCGACCAAAAGUAUUUCGAUAUCUGGUGGAACGACGCGCUGACGGAUCUCCCCUCGGGAGUCUUCGGAGACGUCUCGUUCCAUGCAAUUCAGAUCCACGGAGCCCGAAACCUGGAACGCAUGGACCCGGACGCCCUGGAGCGCUCGGGCGACCGGCUCCGAGACCUCACCGUCGCGUUCUGCCGCCUCGGGGACUUCCCGUGGGAGGCCCUCCCGCGACUGGGGGAGCUGAGGAGCGUGGACGCGAGCGACAACGCCAUCGCGAGGCUCCCCGCGAUCGAGAGCCCCACGCUGCAGAGUCUCUACCUACAGCAGAAUGACAUCUCUGACGUUCGGGCCGGGUGGGCCACGCCCGAAUUGAAGGUUCUGGACUUGGACAACAAUCCCAUCUCGUCCCUCCCGCCCGAAUUCUUGGAGGGGCUUGGGAGCCUGGAGAGCUUCUCCUGCUGGGGAUGCCGCCUGGGACCGACCCUUCCCUCGGGGUCCAUGGCCUUCCGCAGUCCAGCCCUCAAGGUCGUCGAGCUCUACGGCAACGGCAUCGAGAUCGUGGAGCCGGGAGCCAUCACGGGUCUCACGGCCGACACUCGAGUGAAUCUGCACUACAACCGGAUCUCUUCGCUGAGGGAAGAGUCGCUGAGGGGAAUGUUGGAGGCUCUCUCGCCGGGGACGGGGCAGCUGGACGUGUAUGGGAAUCCGGUUGAAUGCGGCUGCAGCAUGGCCUGGAUCGUCCUGGAUCCGGAGUUCCUUAAAAGUGUGAAGGGAGAGUGCAAGGAUGGAACCGCUUUUCAGGAAUUGGAUCCGGGUUCCUUUCGGGAUCGUUUAUCGUGACGAGAUCCGGGAGGUGUCGGGGCGAUCGUUCCACCGUGAGACUUUAGCGUGAGAUCCCCCCGGUUUCUGCGUUCCAUUCAUAAAAGAGGGACUUUUAUGCAGAACCACUGCAUUGACGUCUUGAAAAAGCUGAUAUUGAUCUGUGGAACCUCUGCGUUACUUCGUUAAAAUGGUUCGAAAGCUUAAAUAAAAGGAGGUCGGCAUGCAACGAGUCAACUACGAGUCGAAGGUGAAAAUUAACGGAAUUCUCGAGUCUUUUCUAUCACGAUGAAGCCAAAAGAUCCCGACUCUUGAAGAAGCAGAGAACCAAUCCGACUCAGUGGCGAAUCGCGUAGAUCAUCGUAGAGCUUUUAGGGGAAUAUUCGCGUCAUCUUAAAAAAAAAAAGAAUUUCCAUGGUUAUGACGCCGGGAGAAGGAUUAACCAUGUUUUGUGGAAUGGUAGAGAUUUAGCGAGAUUGACGCUCUAAUGUCUCGU
This is a messenger RNA of Darwinula stevensoni, 1787 nucleotides long. The record is from the annotation of a GenBank genome assembly. NCBI's taxonomy places the organism in Eukaryota, Metazoa, Arthropoda, Ostracoda, Podocopida, Darwinulidae.